CAAUUAAACAACUAUUUACCAGAUGGUAGCUUUGAUAUGACAUGGGAUCCUGAUAGAUCACAACACGAUACAGCAAUGACUAAUCCAAAGGAGGAAUGGGAUAUAAGACGAACUAAAGCAAAAAGUUGGUUGAAAGAGUUUACAUUGGCUUCCACAAACAUGCCAGAAGAUUGUCCUGGCUUCAAUAGUAUUUAUCAAAAUUGUGCGGGAAAAGAUGGAUCGGGUGUGGCCAAAGACCUCUACGUAAAGGAAUCUGAUAUUUCAGUUUAUGAAGAAUUGGGAAAAGGCCAUUUUGGAUCAGUUUGCUUGGGUAGAUGUAAAAUUUCAGGAGAAGCAGUGACUUGUGCUAUAAAAUUUCUCAAAGGUACUGAUGUUGUGACAAAUAAGCAGCAGCUGCUGGAAGAAGCUGCUCUCAUGCAAGAUCUUGAUCAUCCGAACAUCAUGCGAUUGAUUGCUGUGUGUGAUACUGACACAGAUCUUAUGAUGUUACUAGAACUUGCUCCUAUAGGUACUUUUAAAAAAUUCUUGAAGCGUCACAAUGAAACUUCCUUUCCUGAAUCCAAGAUUUUAAACAUAGUAAAUCAAGUACUACACGGUAUGGCUUAUUUAGCCAGCAAGAAUAUCGUGCAUCGGGACUUGGCCUUAAGAAAUGUACUCCUCGUAUCAGAGAAUUUUGCAAAAGUUUCGGAUUUUGGAAUGUCAAAGGUCUUGAAAGAGUCCGAAAAUUAUUAUCGCUCGGCCCGACCAGGAAGCUGGCCACUUAAAUGGUAUUCCCCUGAGGCAUUGUGUUAUUAUAAAUUCACCACAAAAUGUGAUGUGUGGAGUUACGGUGUCACACUUUGGGAAGCCUUUUCUUAUGGUAGUCGUCCAUAUCGUGGAAUGAAGGGUCGGGAAAUAUUAGAAAUGUUGGAAAGAAAUGAAAGGCUUGAUUGUCCCAUAGCUUGUCCUCCUGAUGUAUAUGAUCUCAUGCUGUACUGUUGGACGUAUGAAGCUGAUCAAAGACCAAGUUUUGAUCAACUCGUUCCAAUUAUGAAGGAAAUAAUGAAAAAUGUUGGACUACUAUCCACCAGUACCUCUGGAGUAUCAGCAUGAAUAAACAUAUUUUAUUGCAAUGAUGGACUGCCAUGCAUUGUAAUAAUAAAUGGAUUGGUGCAAUACAAAAAACAAGUUUGAACAUUACUAUAUUUUACGAAGGGUUAUGUGCUUAACACUAUCACCACACUGUUUGUGCAAAUUUCCUCAGAUUUAGGGGGGUAUACUGUCUAAUGGUGAAUGUUCUACUAUAUAUUCAAAUUUUACCCCAUUUCCAAGGUUAUUAUUACCAUAAAUGCCAUUUCUAGCGAUACAUGCAUAAUUUUAAAAUGAGCAUAGGCUACAUGUGAUUAUUCCCCACAUUACGGUAUUUUUUACUUUCAACAAUUCUCUAAUAGUAAACAGUUUAUCUCAAAAAACACUGUUCCCAGUUCUCUAUACCAUUUGAUAGGCAAUGGAAUAUAUUUUCGUUUUCUAUAUUAUACAAGUAUUUUUGUAUCAAGUUUUGUUUUUGAUAUUCGAAUUUUUCAUAAAAAAUCCUUAAAAUCUUCAAACCGGCUUAUUUGCAACAGUAUUAUUCUUCAUAUAUAAGUAAUUUUUUAUUUUAUCCUGACCAGUUCAUUCUUCAAUAAUUUGUCAUAAUUUUUAU
Molecule: messenger RNA, 1681 nt
Organism: Styela clava
Lineage: Eukaryota; Metazoa; Chordata; Ascidiacea; Stolidobranchia; Styelidae
Source: RefSeq, a predicted model, not a curated record